UCUCUGUCUCUCUCUCCUGAAGCACUCCCUCCCUUCGUUCCCGCGCUCCGCGCUGAAGAUGACACCUCUAAUUUCGAGGAGCGCGAGAAGCCCCUGUCCCGGCCGGCGGCAGCUCGGCGAGAACCCCCUCGAUCAGGAUCCCCUGGCGACGACCUGCCGGUUCUAGGCUGGCUCUACAGCAGGACCCUGACACCGCUGCCCAGGGCCGAAUCAGUAGGCACGGCCCUCAACUCUCCAGCAAAGACCAACUCCAUGGAAAAAAAGCUUCAAAUUAAAAACAAAGAACUACAAGAAACGCAAGACAAAUGUCAUAAGAUGGAGCAGGAAAUCUCCCGGUUCCAGCGCAAGAUGUCUGACCUGGAGUCAGUGCUGCAGCAGAAGGAUGUGGAACUGAAGGCCUCUGAGACUCAGAGGACCAUCCUGGAGCAGGACCUGGCUACCUACAUCACAGAAUGUAGUAGUCUGAAGCGCAGUCUGGAGCAGGCUCGGAUGGAGGUGUCUGAGGAGGAUGAUAAAGCUCUGCAGCUGCUGCAUGACAUCCGGGAGCAGAGCAGCAAGCUGCAGGAGAUCAAAGAGCAGGAGUACCAUGCACAGCUGGAGGAAAUGCAGGUGGUCAUCAGGACUCUGGAGGAGGACCUGUCUGCGGCACGUCGCCGCAGCGACCUGUAUGAGGCAGAGCUGAGGGAGUCCAGGCAAACCAGCGAGGAGCUGAAGAGGAAGGCGGUGGAUUACCAGCAGAGGAUCCAGAAGGCCAAAGAGCAGGGAAAGGCUGAGGUGGAGGAGCUGCUCUGUAAACUGGAAAAGAACAAUGCAGAACAACAGGCAAAAAUACAGGAGCUGCAAGACAAACUUGCCAAGGCGGUGAAGGCGAGCACGGAGGCGACGGAGCUCCUGCAGAACGUCCGCCAGUCCAAAGAGCGCCUGGAGCGGGAGGUGGAGCGCCUGCGGAACAAAGCCGACCCCAGCGACACUCUCCGCCGGCGCCUGCGAGAGACCGAGGAGGGAAGAAAGUCCCUCGAGAACCAGGUGAAGAGGCUAGAGAUGGUGGAACGCAGGGAGAACAAGCUAAAGGAUGACAUCCAGACCAAAUCCCAGCAAAUUCAGCAGAUGGCGGAUAAGAUCCUGGAGCUGGAGGAGAACCUGCGUGAAACUCAGGCCACCGCCCAGCGGAUGGAGGCUCACCUGGUUCAGAAGGAGAGGCUGUAUGAGGAUAAGAUCAAGGUUCUGGAGGCUCAAAUGAAGGUGGACAUGGCUGACAAGGAGGUGCUGGAGUCCAAACGGACCAAACAGGAGGAGGAAGUCCAGGAGAAGGGCAAGGUCAUCAGUGAGCAGCAAGCGACCAUCAAUGCCAUGGACUCAAAGAUGAAGAGCCUUGAACAACGGAUUGCUGAGCUUUCAGAGGCCAACAAGCUGGCAGCCAACAGCAGCAUCUAUACACAGCGUAACAUGAAAGCCCAGGAGGAGAUGAUUUCAGAGCUGAGACAGCAGAAAUUCUACCUGGAGUCACAGGCUGGCAAGCUGGAGGCCCAGAAUGCUAAGCUGGAGGAACACCUGGAGAAAAUGAGCCAACAGGAGCAGAACAAGAAGAGCCGUCUGCUAGAGCUGGAGACCAGGUUGAGAGAGAUCGGCCUGGAGCAUGAGGAGCAGAAGCUGGAGAUCAAGCGGCAGGUCACGGAGCUGACGCUGUCACUGCAGGAGCGUGAGGCCCAGAUCACCGGGCUGCAGGCUGCAAGGGGAGUCCUCGAGGCUCAGCUGCAGCAGGCCAAGACCGAGCUGGAGGAGACAACCACGGAGGCCGAGGAGGAGAUCACUGCACUCAGGGCUCACAGAGAUGAGAUUCAGCGGAAAUUUGAUGCGCUCAGGGACAGCUGCUCGGUAAUCACCGACUUGGAGGAGCAGCUGACACAGUUGACCCAGGAGAACGCAGAGCUGAAUCGGCAGAACUUCUACCUGUCGAAGCAGCUGGACGAGGCGUCGGACGAGAGCGAGGACCGCCUACAGCUCAGCCAGGAGGUGGACCGUCUGCGCAGGGAGGUUGCCGACCGCGAGAUGCACCUCAACAACCAGAAACAGAACAUGGAGACCCUGAAGACCACAUGCUCCAUGCUGGAGGAGCAGGUGCUGGAGCUGGAGACCCUGAACGAUGAUCUGAUGGAGAAGGAGAGGCAGUGGGAGGCCUGGCGCGGGGCCCUGGAAGAUGAGAAGAACGAGGCUGAGAGGAGAGUCAGGGACAUGCAGAGACUGCUGGAUAAUGAAAAGCAGAACAGGCUGCGUGCGGAACAGCGCAAUUCUGAGUCUCGGCAGGCGGUGGAACUGGCAGUGAGGGAGCACAAGGCUGAGAUUGUGGCCCUGCAGCAAGCCCUGAAGGAGCAGAAGUUAAAGGCUGAAAGCUUGUCUGAUACACUAAAUGACCUGGAGAAGAGACACGCCAUGCUAGAGAUGAAUGCCCGCAGCCUGCAGCAGAAGCUGGAGACGGAGAGAGAUCUCAAGCAGAGACUGCUAGAGGAGCAAGGUAAGCUGCAGCAGCAGAUGGAUCUGCAGAAGACGCACAUUUUCCGCCUGACGCAGGGCCUGCAGGAGGCGCUAGACCAGACCGACCUGCUCAAGACCGAGCGCACUGACCUGGAAUAUCAGCUGGAGAACAUGCAGGCGGUAUACUCCCAUGAGAAGUUAAAGAUGGAAGGCACCAUCUCCCAGCAGACCAAACUCAUUGACUUCCUCCAGGCCAAGGUGGACCAGCCCUCGAAAAAGAAGAAGGGAAUUUUUGGGCGUCGACGAGAGGACCUGGCAGGUGGGGUCGCAGGUGCGGCUGGAGGCGGACCCCCGAGUGGGGGUAUGGGCAGUCCAGGGGGCACCCCCACCCAGGUGCCCAUGCAGUACAACGACAUGAAGAUGGCGCUGGACAAGGAGCGGGCGCGCUGCUCCGAGCUGGAGGAGGCCCUUCAGAAAAUGCGCAUCGAGCUGCGUUCUCUGAGGGGGGAUGGGGUGCACUUCAAAGCCCCAGAGCACAGUGGGCCGUCCACCCCAGCCCUGGCCCGCUCGCAGGCCCUCAUGUCCUCCAUAAAGUCCCCAGAGCGCCAGUCCAGCCCCAGCAGCCUGCUGGCGCCCUCCAACUCCGCCCGCAGGAAAGAAACGGCCACGCCCGAGGAGAAAAGGAGGGUCACUUUUGAAAAGUACGCACGGCGUGCGAAGGAGAGGACCCACCACAGCAGUCCACACCGCUUUACCGUGGGGCUCAACAUGAGAGCCGCCAAGUGCGCUGUGUGCCUGGAUACAGUGCACUUUGGCAGGCAGGCUGCCACCUGUCCAGAAUGUCACGCUCUCUGCCACCCAAAGUGCUCCCCCUGCCUCCCGGCCACGUGUGGUCUGCCUGCUGAAUACGCCCUUUCUGAGGGCCCAUCUCGUGACAAGGCCAAUGGCACCGCCCCGCAGACCAAAGAGGCCAGCGGGCACGUGAGGCUGGAGGGUUGGAUGAAGCAACCCAGGAACGGGAAGCGAGGCCAGCAGGGUUGGGAGAGGAAGUAUGUGGUUCUGGACGGGACCAAGAUGUCCAUCUACGAGACGGAACCCAGAGAAGACACGGUGAAGCCGCAGGAGGAGUUUGAGCUCUGUCUGCCAGACGGGGAUGUGACCGUCCAUGGAGCAGUCGGAGCAUCGGAACUGAUCAACACGGCCAAGUCAGACAUCCCCUAUGUGCUGAAGCUGGAGUCGCACUCUCACACCGCCUGCUGGCCGGGGCAGUCCCUGUACUUCAUGGCGCCGAGCUUCCCGGACAAACAGCGCUGGGUGGCUGUGCUGGAGUCAGUGGUGGCCGGGGGGCGGGGCUCCCGAGAGAAGGCAGAGGCUGACGCCGCUGGGGUUUCCAAAAGACAGAAGACUCUGUCCCCUCUGGUUCAGAAACUGCUGGGAAACUCGCUGCUGAAGCUGGAAGGGGAUGACCGGCUGGACAUCAACUGCACCCUGCCUCUCACCGACCAGAUAGUUCUGGUGGGCUCAGAGGAGGGCCUGUAUGCGCUGAAUGUGAUAAAGAACUCCCUGAUCCACCUGCCAGGACUCCGCUCCGUCUUCCAGAUCCAUAUUCUGAAGGAACACGACAGCCUGCUUAUGAUCACAGGGCCAGAGAGAGCACUGUGUAUGCUUGAGAUUAAGAAAGUGAAGCAGUGUCUGUCCCAGGCCCACCUCCCUGCACAGUCCGAGCUCUGUCCCUACAUCUUCGAGACAGUCAAAGGCUGCCAUCUCUUCGCCGCCGGAAAGAUCGAGGGCGCCGCCUGCAUCUGCGCUGCGCUGCCCAAUAAGAUCAUCAUCCUGCGUUACAAUGACAGCCUCAACAAGUUCUGCAUCAGAAAGGAGAUUGAGACGUCAGAGCCCUGCAGCUGCAUCCAUUUCACAGGGUACAGCAUCAUCAUCGGCACCAACAAGUUCUACGAGAUCGAGAUGAAGCAGUACAUCCUGGAGGAGUUCCUGGACAAAAACGACGUGACGCUAGCAUCCGCGGUGUUCGCUGCGGCGACACACAGCUUCCCCAUCUCCAUCAUGCAGGUGAACAGCGCCCCCCAGAGGGAUGAGUACCUGCUCUGCUUCCACGAGUUCGGCCUGUUUGUGGAUGCGUAUGGCCGCAGAAGCCGCAGCGAGGACAUCAAAUGGAGCCGGCUGCCUCUGUCGUUUGCCUACAGGGAGCCUUACCUGUUUGUGACAUAUUUCAACUCCCUGGACGUCAUUGAAAUCCAGGGACAUGGAGCUCUUGGACCCCCUGCCCACGUUCAUCUGGAUAUUCCCAACCCACGCUACCUGGGCCCGGCCAUCUCCUCAGGGGCAGUGUACCUGGCCUCGUCCUAUCAGAACAAGCUGAGGGUGAUCUGCUGCAAGGGUAACCUGGCCCGAGAGACUGGGGAACUGCAGAGGACUGCCUCCAGCAGGAGCAGUCCCAAUAAGCGGGGCCCCCCCACCUACACAGAGCACAUUUCCAAGCGGCUGGCAUCAUCCAGUCCCGGGUCACAAGAUGGGGGCCUGCACCGUGAGCCCAGCACCCCGCACCGUUACCGUGAGGGCCGCACUGAGUUCCGGCGGGACAAGUCACCCGCCCGUCCACUGGACCGGGACAAGUCCCCAGGCAGGGGGCUGGACAGCCGUCGUGAGAGGUCCCCUGGAAGGAUGUUCGAGGACAGGCCCCGCCUCCACACAGGCUCUGUUCGCACGCCCCUCACACCUGUCAACAAGGUGUGGGAUCAGUCUUCUGUCUGAGUGACACAUCCAUUGCAUCGUCCAGUUGGAGUAGAGAUAUGACCUCAUCCCUGCCCUUAAGCCCAACCACACUAUACUCCUGUGUCCCUGCAAGACUUGCCCUAAAUGCACGAGGCAGAUCACAGAUAUUCUAUUACAAGAUAUUCAGUUCUAUCAUUACUUCCAUCCUCCAUCUGGGAGGUACUGGUUGGGAAAUGGAGGUUCCAGUGCUGUCUGUGUUACUGUGUUACAAGAAUAUUUGUAAUGAGCCAGCAAACUAGAACACUUGCAGCUUCAGCAAUGACGGAGACAAGAAUGUUCAAUGUGACAUGCACUGAGCUGAUUAUCUGGUACACGUAUGAAGAAAUCUGUGGUCAGAUUGACAUGGGACCUCAUUUUAGGAGCCUAGUGGAAGUGCCUGUAUAAAAAAAUACACUGCCUGUACAAAACAUUACAUUUUACUUUACUUUAGAUUUUGUCAUUUAGCAGACACUCUUAUCCAGAGCAAUUUAUAAGGAAAGAGGACAAAGUUCAUCUAAUGAAGUUACAUUAAUGAGUUAACAACAGCUGUAGGGUUGGGUUGUUAGCUGAUUGUAACAGAGUAACAUCUAAUGAGCUAAUGAGUAGAAAGGACAUCUAUGGCUUCAGAGAGCAGCUGCCCCCAACCCCCAUCUGCCAUGACUGGCAGAGUGGCACGAGCAUGCACACACUUCUUGAAUGGCUCCUGAAGCGAGGGUCAUGUGACAAUCCACCUUGUUCCCUUUGAUUAUAGUCCUUCAGCAUUAUAUAAGGACAUAGCCACAGGCUACUUCAAAGCAUUUGCCGUUAUGAUACGAUUUUUGCUCCGUGUUCCUGGAUUUCGGGGACACACAUGCAAACAUCUAAUUGCUCUAUCCCACGUGCACGUGUGUGUGUGUGUGUGUAUUCAUCAGGAAAUCCCAGACCUGUCCUAUCCCAGACCACAAGAGAUGGCUUACGUUCAAAAGGAGAGAAUCUUCAUAGUGCUGCUUCGCCCAAAUUCUGUAAAUAGGCUUUACUCUGGUUUUUAUAGACACUAAAGGGAGUAUGAGGCUGGCAAAGCCGCGUCUAUUUUUAUUAAAAAAUAAAGAUAGUGUUUCUAAUGUGUGAUCUGAAUGUUGUACCAUUGAGAAGAGAAUCAACCACCCAGAAACGCCGUGGAUCCUUUUACCUCUCUGUCACAGUAGCGAACGCUGCUCCUUCAUACGAGGCAUCCUGUGUUCUACCUGGGCCACUUUUGCCAGUGAUUAGGCUAAUAGUGUUUGGUUUAUACUGCUUUUCAGUGGAUUCAACCAUUAAGUUUUGCUACAAGCUUCAAUGUAUUGUACAAAUAGUCUAAAAUAUUAAUGUUUUUUUAAAGAGUAAGGGUGACGCACUGAGCAAUGGCACUAGGUGAAAAAAUAAAAAGGAAGUCAACUCAACAGCACCACCUGCAGCUUCCUGUAUCCUUGCUGUUUCAGUACAAGAUGUCCUGCUCACUGAUGUUCCCCAGCCCUUGGGUUUUUUUGAAUUUUCUGCAGUACCUUUGAUAAAAUCUCACUUCUGCAGCACCACGGUAUUUAUAGAUUGACUUUAUUUUGGAGUUAAAAUGGUGACCACUUGUAAAAGGGCGCUGCCCUCGUAUGAAGCAUGUCUCAUCUCACACUGCUUUAUGCCCCCCAUCAGCUGUGUGAUGCAAUCUCUUUCCUUUUUUAAUUUAUUCCUUUAUUGUAUUCACUAUUUAUAUUGUGUGUUAAAUAACUGACUUGAAAAACACAUGGUGAUGUCCAACAACUGCUAACAAGAGAAUUACUGUAGCUUUC
Molecule: messenger RNA, 7040 nt
Organism: Megalops cyprinoides (Indo-Pacific tarpon)
Lineage: Eukaryota; Metazoa; Chordata; Actinopteri; Elopiformes; Megalopidae
Product: citron Rho-interacting kinase-like
Exons: 41
Coding region: 253-5241 (1662 amino acids)
Biological process (GO): actomyosin structure organization; peptidyl-threonine phosphorylation
Cellular component (GO): cytoplasm; cytoskeleton
Molecular function (GO): protein serine/threonine kinase activity
Source: RefSeq, a predicted model, not a curated record